Molecule: messenger RNA, 3136 nt
Organism: Electrophorus electricus (electric eel)
Lineage: Eukaryota; Metazoa; Chordata; Actinopteri; Gymnotiformes; Gymnotidae
Source: RefSeq, a predicted model, not a curated record
GUGUUCAACACGCCUUAUGUUUUAUUAUAUGGUCAGGUCACAUUUCAGUUUUAACAAUCGCUUUAAGAGCUCAACAUGAAUCACGCAGUAGUGGUGCUGGUGGGAGGGGUUGUGAGUGUGACGUAUACCAGAGAACAUGAAAAGAGAGCACAGACACACAUGCACAGAGAGGGCUAGAGAACCAGAACAAAACCACUCCUACAGAACGUAGAGAGCACGUUUCUGUGAGUGAGAAUGAAGAGUCUCCUCAUCUUUACCCACUUCUGGAUCCUCAGCUUCUCACCAUUUGGUCAACUUCACUGUCAAACUGUCAAGCCAGAGAGUACAUAUAUGGUAUAAUGCAGUUUCAGUAAUGCAUAGAGGAGAGGACUGACCACAGACAGGAGGAAGUGUUUAAGAUAAAACAACAGAGGGACUACAAAGAAGAGGAAGUGGUGUUACGGGGGAAAAGGAGUGGAAGGGGGAGAGAGAGUUCAACCUUUCAGACUUUUAGAACUACUGAAAAAAGUCUUCAGUCCUUUCGGAGCACAAACUGAUGACCAGAAUAAAUCCAGUGACUAAAGGAUGAAGCUCCUCCUCAUCUUCAGUUUCUGGCUCUUCUCAGGUCAGAAGUUCAACUCUCCUCAAAGGCUUUUAGAGUCGUGUACACUGUGCAGAUGUGAUUGGCUACACAGGAGGAAGUGUCAUCAUCAACUGGCAUUAUGAUAUCCUUAAGUACAUGAAUCACACAAAACAGUUUUGCAAGAUAAAACAAGGCAAAUGCACAGAUAAAAUCAUUCCCCAGAUGGUGAACAUGUGGGCUGAUGAAAUAAAAUUCAUAGUUGUGGAUGAUACUAAGAUUGGAAUUUGCUGGGUGGUAAUUAGGAACAUAAGUAAGCAGGAUGCUGGAACCUACAGGUGUGGAGUAGAAGGAGCCUCGAGUUCAGAUGUGACACUCAGUGUGAAAGAAGAUCCUUGCUGUGGACAGUUACUCAUACAAACAGCUCACCAAGGACAGAACAUUACGCUGAACUGUACACAUCCAGAGGAGUAUAAAAGUGAUAUCAAGUAUGUGCUCAGAGUGGAUAAUCACAGCAUCCGUGCAGUCAUUCCUGCUGUCCGACAACCAGAAGGGAAACAGAAGUUUUCCCUUUUGGAACACACACAAGCAAACAUGUUUAGUGUGGGAAUCAGUGAUGUGACAGUGGAGGAUGGAGGACUUUACCUGUGUGGCGCUCAGAGACAAAGGGAAUCUGUGACCCUAUACUUUCCUGUCUUCAGUGAAAUACAGCUCCACGUCACAUCUGUGUAUCUCCCAGGUCUACAUCACUCUGUCUUGUCGCUGUCCCUCAUUACUGUGUGUGUUGGCGUGGCUCUGCUGCUGACUGGAGCAUUAGCACUCGUGCCCUAUAAACUGAGAUGCAAGAGGACACAAGGCUCAACUGCUAGUUGCCAAACAAGAAAAAACAUCACAAUUGAUGGUGAUUAUGAAAAUGAUCCAAGUGGAUGCCAGAACAUCAGCAUGGGUUCAAUCUGCCAGAGUCUAAACCCCAAAAGCACACUAGCAGAUUCACCCUACCAGAGCCUAAACCCCAACACCACCCUAGCAGAUUCAAUCUACCAGAGCCUAAACCCCAACACAACCCUAGCAGAUUCAGUCUACCAGUGACUAAACUCCAUCACCAACCAAUCAGAUUAAUUCUACUAGUGCCUAAAACUCUAUCCCAACUCAUCAAAUUCUACCAGAGCCUAAACCCCAGCACCAACCAAUCAAAUUCUGAAAAUCAUAUCUCAGAUGUGUAUGUGUAUUCUGAUGGCCCAAUAUUCAACAUUAGUCAGAAUAAUACUGGACAGGUAACAGGACUAACAGGACUAACUUUUGUUAGAAAGACACUAACAAAGAGUGAGAUUAUAUAUACAGAGGCAAAAGACAUAGUUUAAUAACAGUAAAGAUGUUACAGAACAAGAACUAGGAUCCUAGUGGCAUCAAGAUGUAUAACAGCAGUAGCCAUAAAAUGGCACUUAAACCCCGAACAAUCCAGGUCUAUUACCUCUGUCAUGACCAUCUGACUUUCUUCUGCCUUUAGCUGAACCAAAAGUUUCAGUGCAGAUCUCAAAGACUAAAGAUACUUCCAAGUGAGUUUAAUUUCAGGAACAAUCAAUAUUUAUAAUAAAUCUAUGUUUUUUUUUAAAUCAUGGGUCCACAGUGCCACAUAUUUUUCUUUCAGAAAGUUCUACAAAGUAAAAUCAUAGGUUUAACAUUGUGUUUACUGUGACUCCAAAUUUCAUAGUGAGCUCAAGUAAGGUGUGGGCAGUUUAAACUGACCUUUUAAUUGCAAUGUUUUAAUUCCUUUUAUUUUGGGAAUUUGUCCACAUCUUUCUUCUUUCUGUUAUGUUUAUUCCCAUUUUCUAAUCAUCUUUAUUGCAGUCAAAAUAGUUAAGUACUAAUUGUGUUUACUGGUAUUUAUCAAUUUUAGUAGUCUAGCUUUCAAGUUAAAGUAGGAAAGGAAUUAAAGUGACUGGACCAUGAGGUAUGAAACUCCAAGAAAUGUCAGAUUAUUUUAAUGAUAGUUAUCAUUGUAUACAUUUUGAGAAACUGAUGGUUAAGGGCCUUGCUUUGCGGCCUAACAGAAGGAAUUUGGAAGCUGUGGGGCUUGAACUAGCAACCUUCCAACAACUAACCACUUACCUUAACCACUGAGCUGUUGAUUAUGCAUUGCAUGCACGCUCUUGUAAACACAGAAGGGUGCUAUCAAGCAGCUGGGCCUAACCUGGCUGAACACAUGCAAGCAUAAGGCCCACAUUUCUUCAUAUGUUCAUUAGUAUGAAUAAUCGUAUGAAUUAACCAGUAAGAUUAUUGUAAUUGUAAUGCAUCAGAACUGGAUUAGAUAUAUUGUUUCUGUUCCAUUUAUCCUAAUCAAUACUAGUUAGUUGCCCAAUGCUCUAAUAAUUUUUUUUUCUUUUUUAAAGACUUAGUUCACCAUGAAUCUUGUUUGGUUAAUUUUGUUUAGUUAAGUUUUUUUUUUUUUUUUUUGCUAUAGGUCUAUUUUAGUGAAUUCAGUACUUUUGGUCAUUAUUGACAUAUUCCUCAAUUUUCUUUGUGCAUUCUCAACUCUGUUAUUGCUGUUAUUUCAAUAAACAUCCUGUUAGUUGUAAA